This is a messenger RNA of Hemicordylus capensis (graceful crag lizard), 1106 nucleotides long. Its product is annotated as C-type lectin domain family 4 member M-like. NCBI's taxonomy places the organism in Eukaryota, Metazoa, Chordata, Lepidosauria, Squamata, Cordylidae. The record is from RefSeq and is a predicted model, not a curated record. The transcript is spliced from 9 exons. The coding region runs from base 135 to 938 and encodes 267 amino acids.
AGAGUUCUAAGCUGUGCUACAUCAAAGUGAAAGGCAGGUAAAACAGAUGAAGGAAGCAGCCCCAAGAAAAAACACAGCUUUAACAUAGAGAAUGGAAGAAUGGUCACAGCUGCCUGACAGAAUAAGCAGAUAAAAUGGCACCAAAAGUUGGGGCAAGCGCAGCCAAAGUGGUAGUAGACGACGACGACGAUGACUACGAGGACGAACCUUCGGCUCUGGACUAUGUGCUAGAAUUCUUAGAAUCAACCAGAGGUCGAUACAUGGGCUUAGCACUGGUGGUGCUCGAAUUUUUUCUCUGCAUUGUUAUGUUAAUUUUGUAUAUUGUGACCAUGUUGAGCACUGCGGAUGACCGAGCAGCAAUGGCCUUGCUUAAUGAUUAUAUUAGGUCGAAUAACAGAUCGCUUCAAAAUGCAAACAAUGAGUUCAUAUUCAGGCUGGCUAUGGCUGAAGCGAAUGAUAUGAUUGCACUUCAAGAACUUACUAAGGAGGCGAUUGAGGCAAGGGACAAAAUUCUAGCAUUCGCCAAGAAGAAGGAAACAAGACAAUUCUUUGACGUUUACUUUUACAUAUCACAUGAUAGAAAGACAUGGCCUGAAGCCCGACAAAUCUGUGAGAGACUUGGAUCUCUUCUGGCUUCUUUCCCCACUCUGGAAGAGCAGCACUUCUUAAAGAAAGAAAUGGAUGCUUUAGUGCCAGAAUACUAUUGGAUUGGGGUAUAUAGAACACCAGAUGACCAUUGGAACUGGAUUCUUCCAUCAAUUAUGUUCAGCCACAGCUACUGGCAAUCAGAUCCUCCAGAGAAACAAUUUAAUGCAGGUGGUUCCAACUGUGCUGCUUUAAUGAAAUCUUGCCAAGGUUCUAACUGCUGGCUAUCCUUUAAAUGCACGGAACGCACACAGUACAUUUGUAGGGCACAUCAAGAUGUAAAGUGGAUAUGACUGCUUGUCUUAAAAGGAAUGGGACUGGCCCCAUGAUCGAUCUCCAAAAUAAGGAUAUCAGUUCACGGUCCUCAGAACAUUUAGCAAUACUGCUUGCUUGUGGCUGGAAAAAUGGCCCACGUUUUCAGUCUCAACGGCUGCCAUGAGAAUAAAGUAUGGAAACCUUCA